UAGUCAAGUAUGUGAGGGGUGCACGUGGAUGUCAGACCAGCAAAAGGUAAAUAUACUACUUAUAUUCAAUUUUAGUUAAUGCUUUGUUAAAGGAUCUUGUUUUAUGACUAAAAUUAAUUGUGCAGGGGUUGGUCCCAGCUAUCCAAGAGCUUCUGCCUGGGGCAGAACAAAGAUUUUGUCUGAGGCACCUGUAUGCAAACUUUAGGAAAAGGUUUGGUGGUCAAAAUUUAAAAAAUCUGAUGUGGAGAGCUGCCACAAGCACAUAUCCACAGGCUUGGGAGAGAGAGAUGCUGAAAAUUAAAGAAGUCAAUAUUGAAGCAUAUAAAUACCUCAUAGGCAUUCCCCCGAGGUUUUGGUCAAGAUCUCGCUUCACAGGUCAAGCAAUGACUGAUACACUAGAUAACAACAUCAGUGAAGCUUUCAACAGUGUUCUUAUUCAUUCAAGAGGAAAACCUAUUAUCACCAUGAUGGAGGAUAUCAGAGUUUAUCUCAUGAAAAGGUGGGCCACCAAUAGAACCAAGGUGGCAUCUAUGGACUUCACAAUAUGCCCAAAGAUAAAGAAGAGACUUGAGAAGGAAUGUAGUCUGUCAAGAUUUUGGGUGCCAAGCUGGUCUGCACGAAAGAUUUUUGAGGUUAGACAUACUUCAUCAGUUGGGAACAAGUUCACACUGGACCUGGACACAAAGGAGUGUAGCUGCAAAAAGUGGAUGAUUAGUGUCAUCCCAUGCUGUCAUGCAAUUGCAGCAAUGAACUUCUCCAACGUUGAUCCACAGAGUUAUGUCCCCACUGUGUUCACAAGAUCCACCUAUGAAGAGGUGUAUGCGUCCAUAAUUUUUCCACUCAAUGGCCACCUACUAUGGGAAACCACAAAUUUCAAUGAUGUACUACCACCACUGAUGAGGAAGAUGCCUGGGAGGCCAAAGAAAAAAAGGAGGUUGGAAGCAUGGGAGCUAACUAAGGAUGACACUCAAAUGCGUGUUGGUGGGCAUAGGAAAAAAUGUAGUAUUUGUCGUCAGAGGGGGCACAACAAGAAUAACUGCCCUUUAAAGCCCCAGCCAGCAGAAACAACACAACCAUCACAGCCUCCUCCAAGUUCCUCGACCACUCAACCAUCACAGCAACCAAGUCCCCAAUCAUCUCGGCCAACAAAAUGCAAAGUCAGAAGAAAAGAUACUUAGAUGAAUUGGGUUAUUAGAUAGUUAACUUACAUGGUGGU
Vigna angularis (adzuki bean) is the source of this 1216-nucleotide messenger RNA. RefSeq lists its product as uncharacterized. The record is from RefSeq and is a predicted model, not a curated record. NCBI's taxonomy places the organism in Eukaryota, Viridiplantae, Streptophyta, Magnoliopsida, Fabales, Fabaceae. The coding region runs from base 240 to 1178 and encodes 312 amino acids. The transcript has 3 exons. Gene Ontology annotation, molecular function: zinc ion binding; nucleic acid binding.